Parastagonospora nodorum SN15 is the source of this 965-nucleotide messenger RNA. RefSeq lists its product as hypothetical. The record is from RefSeq and is a predicted model, not a curated record. Lineage: Eukaryota; Fungi; Ascomycota; Dothideomycetes; Pleosporales; Phaeosphaeriaceae. Bases 1 to 813 code for a protein of 270 amino acids. Gene Ontology annotation, cellular component: extracellular region. Gene Ontology annotation, molecular function: RNA binding; ribonuclease T2 activity. The transcript has 4 exons. Gene Ontology annotation, biological process: RNA catabolic process.
AUGCAUGCCUCUUUUCCCAUAGUGGGCGCCGUGGCUCUACUGGCCCGCAGCACUUCUGCGCAGCUGUAUCCUGGCCAGAGCAACCUUAACCACACUUGUCAGCUUCAACAGCCCCUGUUGUCAUGCCCUUCUUCGGAUCCGUCAAAAGUUGACUCCUGCUGCGUUGAAACCUUUGGUGGUCUUGUACUCUCUACACAAUUCUGGAACACCAACUCAGGAGGAUCCGGCCAGUUGCUCCCCAAGGACACCUUCACCCUUCACGGCCUCUGGCCCGAUUUUUGCAAUGGCUCUUACACACAAUAUUGCGAUUUGAACCGGCAAUAUGACCCCAUCCCGUCCCCGAAUACCACCAACGGUCUGCCCAAUGGUACUUUUGUCGCGCCUUACAACGGCUCCAAUAUUGGCACUUUCCUUGAGCCAUUUGGCCGCUACGACCUACUCGACUACAUGAAUAAUUACUGGAUCGCCUUCCAGCAAGACAAUCCGGGCUUCUGGGGCCACGAGUUUAGCAAACACGCUACAUGCUUCUCCACCUUCAAUGUGCCGUGCUACGGUCCCAUGUACCGUCAGCAUGAGGAAGUGGUGGAUUUCUUUGAGACGACGAUCAAGUACUACAAGCGCUUUCCGACAUUCAAAUGGCUUGAGGAGGCCAGCAUAACGCCUUCCAAUGCGACUGGAUACUCCUAUACUGCUAUUCGAGACGUGCUGUUCGCAAAACACGGCGGUGUACCGUUCAUUGGAUGUAAUGGACCAAGAUACAGUGAGUCUGAUGUCUCUCCCUGGAACAGUCAAGCAUACACCGAGGUUGCCUGAGAAUCACCGCCCACUGACACAUGUUUUCAAUGUCCUUCCUGAUAAUACUCGCUAACUGUGGCUUCUUCUUGCUUAGACACCACGGCUGCUGGCAAGGGGAGCCUGGAUAACGGAUACACUGCCCUCAGCGAAAUCUGGUACUAUGAAUACGU